UGACACUCGCCCAGAAAAAUUGGUGAAAUCCAAGUGGACGGACAUAUAAACUUUUCUUCUUCUUCUCGACGGCCCGGAAUUCUUUUAUUCGUGUGAUCCGGUGGGACGAAAACGGACACUUUUUAUUUUUCUAAUUCCGGAACUACUAAAACUAAAUCGACACUCGGAUAUGUUGCGUCAUUUAGUUUAAGUGACGGUGUGGCAUAUUUUAGUGUUGGCCCAGCAAUUGGCUGCAAGUCGUGAAUCUUCUCCUGCCCGUCGUUGCUGUGAAUUGUUUGUGUGUUUGUCUAUACUGCUGGGCGGAUGUCAUUUGCAUAUCGCACUUGGCCGGACAGAGAAUGAUGCCGUGCCGAAUCACUUGCGGCCGCCACUGCAGUUGAUUUUCCGUUUCAACAACAACAACAACAGACCAAAGAGACGGACCGAAACAUUUUCCAGCCCAGCAAAGCAUCAGAGCUUAUAGAGAGAAAUACUCUCCCGGCUGGUUGGUUUACGUCGUCAGCUGCUCUUCACACUCGACUAAACUUCGCUCUCUUCCAAAAGUGUCAUUUCCAUUUGGCCGCUCCCCUCCCCUUUGCUCUUGCCCGUCGUGUCCUACACUCCCGCAAAACACCCGCAACUUUUUCGUUCCAAUUUUAUUCUAUUUCCAUCACAACGUGGAAACCCGACCAGACUGUGUCAUAGAUAUCGGCUCUAUAAUAGAGAGAAAGAGAUAUUUUUCGAUGAGAGUGAAAGUGAACCGGGCCAGCUGGUGAGUUCCGACAAUCACUUUGCCCGCAGCAUCGUCGUUCGGAUUCACAAAGUGCUCCUGCCGCUAUUCUCCUGGUGAAUAAUAUCUAACCGGAAUUUCGUCACAGUUUGUUCUGCUGGUGGUGGCGGAUCGAAGAAAAUCAACUUUGGUUCGCUGGCUGGAAGGAUGUUGUUGAUUUUCUACCUAUCAGUUUUGCAGCUUCUCUUUCACGGUUCGUUAGCGCUGCGGAUCAUUGGCGUCGUGGUGCCGUCGGAGGUGGUGGCCGGCCGGGACGCCCUUCUUCAGUGUCAUUACGAUCUGGAGGGCAGCUCCUUGUACGCCCUCAAAUGGUACAAAGGAUCGCACGAAUUCUAUCGGUUCAUCCUGAAAGAAGUGCCGCCCGUCCAGACUUUCCCCUGGUCCAGCAUCACCAUUCACCAUGAGGAAACUCGCAGCCGGUUGUUCGCAGCUCCGCUGGCCGGCAGGGUCCUGCUGAGGAACGUGACAGCGGCAGCCGAAGGCGUUUACAAAUGCGAAGUCUCAACGGAGGCUCCUUACUUCGACACGGAUUACGAAGAGGCUAAUCUCUCCGUCGUCGAAGUGACAAGCGAGAAUCCGAUUAUCAGCUGGUUGCAGGGCCGGCUCGAUUGGGAGUACGACGACGUCUUCCAUUUCAAGUGCUCUAUGAACGGCACCCGCCCGGCUAGUCAACUCUCCUGGCUCCUCAACGGCCAACCGGUUCCAUCAUCCAUGAUCGAACCCUACGAUCCAGUGCUCAUUAAAAGCGACACGACAUCUUCGGCGUCGGUGGCGUCGGGUUAUUCCGGCCCGGCCCGGUUGCUGUACAGCGCCCAGCUGGGACUUCGCUUCAAGCUGCAGCCGCAUCUUUUCCUGUCGCCGCUGGGCGCCCAGCACUCGGUGACGGGCUCAUCCGAUCAGUUGGAGUUGACGUGCGUCAGCCGAGUGGGUGGACUCCGCAAGGGCGGCGAUGUCCUUGUCGAAGGCCGGGCCAAGUGGGUUAUUCGCCAUCCGGCCAAAGACGACGACGACGGCCUCGGUGGUGGCAGUUCUUCCAGCAGCGGAAUUAGGCGGCAGGCCGCUCAAACUGUCGAUAACUGGGCCGGCAUCAGCAGCCGGGAUGACGUUGAUUACGACGAUGAUGUCGACGUCGAUCAAUUGGGCGGAGUCGGUGGAAGGAGGAGCAAAGAGAAAAUCCAACCCAAAGAAAAGGAAAACGACGACGUGGAAGAUGAUGAAGAAGAAGAUGCUCAAUCCAUUUCCGAUUCCGAGAACCCGUCCCGUCGGACUCAGCCCGUCGUCGGAUCGCAUCCAGGUCGAGUCAAUAACAAAAGCAGUGCCAUCAACAGUAGUAACAAGACGACUGGAGGGCCGGCAGCACUCGUCGGAUUCCAGCACGUCUUCCUUCUCUCGGCCGGCAGUUUGACGAUCCUCAUUUUACGCUCCGUUGCCGUCGGCUUUUGAUGUUUUCCUUUACCGUAUUCCUUUUUCCACCCACCCACCACCGUUUGAUAAUAUCUCUCAUCUUGUUUGGGUUUUGAUUUUCCUCCCCCCCUUCGAUUUUUGUACGUAUACAUAUAACAUAAUACAAUCUAUAUAUAUAUAUCUAUAUAUAAUGAGAUAUCAAUCUCUCUCUCGUCUACUCGUUUGUGUGUUGAGAUAACAAAAACAGCCAUACAUAUUACAUAUACCUAUUGCGCCAUAUGCAACCUGAUUGGAUUCUUCUUUGAUAUGUUUGUGAUGCGGUCCCCCAGCCCCGGGGGGAUAACUGAAAAGAAAGGAAAUCAAUGAAACGAUAUACUAUUAUUACAAUUAAAAAGAUAAAUGAAUAAGAAAAAAAACAAAACCAAAC
Messenger RNA from Daphnia pulicaria, 2600 nucleotides. RefSeq lists its product as uncharacterized. Bases 917 to 2212 code for a protein of 431 amino acids. Lineage: Eukaryota; Metazoa; Arthropoda; Branchiopoda; Diplostraca; Daphniidae. The record is from RefSeq and is a predicted model, not a curated record. The transcript has 8 exons.